This is a messenger RNA of Trichoderma asperellum CBS 433.97, 1196 nucleotides long. RefSeq lists its product as uncharacterized. NCBI's taxonomy places the organism in Eukaryota, Fungi, Ascomycota, Sordariomycetes, Hypocreales, Hypocreaceae. The record is from RefSeq and is a predicted model, not a curated record.
CAAAGCCAGCGGACAAGAUCGAGCCGAUCGAAGCACAGCGUCAUAGCCCUUGCUUGCUUGUUGCCGAACGGUCUGAAACCCACUUACUCGCUCAAGCCUCGUACUGAGAGAUAGGAAGAGAGAAGAAGAAGAGCGAGAGGAGAGCAAAGGAAUAUACGUAACUACCACCGCCAAGCAAAAGGAUGCACUUUCGCCCGGUCGAACAAUCGAUGGAUGACGAGUAUCUCGGACAGGGAGGCGGAGGCGGAUCUGGCGAUGCGACGGCGCCAGAAGCUGGCUCUGGCUCUGGCGGCAUGUAUUCUUCUCUGGACGAUGUUUUUGGCCCCGAAUCCGAAUCAGUACCGACGACUGGUAGUGGCACUGCCGCUACUGUCGUCACCUCUCUAGACAGGCCUGAAAGCCCUCUUCAUCCAUCUGAUAUGCGGCGGCUGGAGGCAGAACACGCAACUGCGGGGUACCGGGAGGGCAUCUCGGCGGCAAAGGAACAGACCGUCCAGGCUGGCUUCGACGAGGGCUUCAGUCUCGGGGCUACGAUUGGCCUGGCUGCAGGCCAGUUGCUCGGCAUGCUGGAAGGCAUCAAUGACGCUCUGAAAAACAGACUGGGCGACCAAGCCAGCGGCGAGGAUGGAGAAAGCACAGCAGCUGCAACGGCAACCUCCCAGUUACUGACAGAGGCGAGAGAAGAGCUGAGCGUGCCCAAGAUAUUCAGUCCGGACUACUGGGCCCCUGAUGGAAAUUGGAGUUACGACGUCGAGCCGGAUGGCGACGGUGACCAAGUCCUGUUCCCUGAUGUGGCAAAAGCCCACCCUUUGAUAAGGAAGUGGACCACCAUCGUCAACGAGCAGGUCAGGCUGUGGAAGAUUGACCGGUCUAUGCUCGAUGGCGAUGAUGGCGAUGCGAGGAUGGAGGCAGCGGCAGACGACACAGUCACUGCUGGCACUAGCACUAUCCCGCUCCCUCCGCCUGCAUCGAAGCAGCCUCUAGAUUGGUGAGAAGGUCAAGAUAAGGCAUGCGCAAAGCGCUUUUCGCCUUUACCGAGCAAAAGUUCCCAGGGCCGUCGUCCCGCCACGUCAUUGUCACGCCUUGCCUCGGCCUACCUUGGCUUUUCGGUUACUCCAGCAUACGGCUUCUGGCUUGCAACUUGCCCCAUUUGCUUCUUUACUUCCUCACCCUGGGAGGUUACCCGAUCGCUGGGG